UAUCAAACUGGAACUAAUUUGCAAAACCCCAAUUUAAACCCGGUUGCUACAUGUCAAUUCCAGGGACGAUUGGAGCGAGAAAAAACAGCCAAGAAGAAGAGAAGACCCCGCUUUUUUCCCUCGUCAUUUUCUCCUUUUUGUUCUGUUCAGGACAGCAGUCUGAGAUCCAGCUCCAGCCAGAGACAUCCAUCCAUCACUGGGGGCCUUUGUCCGAAAAUAAUUGGCCAUCCGAUCUUGCUGCAUUGCUUCUUUCUCCAAGCUGAGUGAUCCAACGGUCCAGAUCUGUUUCUCAGAUUCAUUGGACAGGUCAUUGCUGAAACUACCUGGCCAAUGGAUUUCAAUGGUCCAUCAACAACUGUAAUGGGAACUGAGGAGGUUGACAGUUAUUACAAUAUUUGGGAUUCACUGCUAUUGGCUUAUGAUCAGUGGGUUGCACUUCCUAUAUCUGGUCAACGACCAUCAGCUCGCUAUAAGCAUGCAGCAGCAGUGGCCCAAGAAAAACUCUAUGUUACUGGGGGGAGUCGUAAUGGUCGAUACCUAUCUGAUAUUCAGGUUCUUGAUCUUAGGACUUUGACAUGGUCUAUGGUGAAGCCACAUCCAGACCCGAAUCUUGAUUUGAAAGGAGACAGUAACUCACAGGAAAUCCUACCUGCUUCUGCAAGUCAUAGUUUGGUUAAGUGGGGAAACAAACUUCUAGUUGUUGCUGGACACUCAAAGGAACCCUCUGAUACUGUGACAGUUCGGUCAAUUGAUAUAGAAACACAUCGCUGCUGUGUUGAGAAGACCUCUGGAGAAGUUCCGGUAGCUCGUGGAGGGCAGUCUGUAACACUAGUUGGCUCUAGACUGAUAAUGUUUGGUGGAGAAGGUAUUAGCAGGAAGCUACUUAAUGACCUCCAUAUUCUUGAUUUGGAAACUAUGAGAUGGGAUAUAGUACAAACCACGCAAACACCCCCAGCACCAAGAUUUGAUCACACAACUGCAAUACAUGCAGAACGGUACCUUCUGAUUUUUGGUGGUGGUUCUCAUUCAACCUGUUUCAGUGAUCUUCAUGUUCUGGAUUUGGAGACUAUGGAAUGGUCUCAGCCACAAAUUCAGGGUGAAGAGGUGACUGCUAGGGCUGGUCAUGCUGGUGCCACUAUAGAUGAAAACUGGUAUAUAGUAGGUGGUGGUGAUAAUAAAAGCGGUGCUUCGGAAACUCUUGCAUUAAAUAUGCCUAAGCUCAUCUGGUCAGUGGUUACAAGCAUAAAGGGACGAGAUCCACUUGCCAGUGAGGGUGUAAGUCUGUGCUCGGCAGAAAUAAAUGGAGAGAAGCUCCUGGUCGCGUUUGGUGGCUACAAUGGGAACUAUAACAACGAGGUAUUUGUUUUGAAACCCAAGCCAAGGGAUUCAUCAAAGCCAAAGCUUUUUCAAUCGCCUGCAGCAGCCGCAGCUGCAGCUUCUGUUAAGGCUGCAUACGUGUUGACGACCAUGACCACAAACAAGCCAUAUGUCAUGAAUGCGGAUGAUGUGACUUCCAGGGAAAUCAUAACUGGAACCUCUCCACAGGACUUCACAUCGGAUAUCAAUGCAAUUACAACAGAGAAGAAGACGGUGGAGUCUGCGCUCACAGAAAUACGGUUGGACAAUUCUAGGCUGAAGGGAGACCUAGAUGAGAUGAACAAUACCCAUGCUGAAUUAUCCAAGGAACUUCAUUCAGUCCAAGCUCAACUUGCAGAUGAGAGAUCAAGAUGCCUCAAACUGGAGGUACAAAUUACGGAACUGCGGAAAAGCCUGGAAUCUUUACAAACUGUUGAGCAUGAGUUGCAGGUGCUUCAGGUUCAGAAAUCUGCUUCAGAGCAAGAUAUGGAGCUUGCUGCUGAAGAGCAGGGCCAAAGGUCUGGUGGUGUUUGGAAGUGGAUUGCUGGGUAAACCCUGAACAAAAUGCAAGCUUCCUACAAUUGAAUUGGGAUGAGAUGAUAAAGAGCAAAACAAGCUUGUGAGAAAAAGCAUGUUGUCCUAGUUGGAAAUUCACUGUAACCAAGGCUGUUGCUUGAUUUUUUGGCCUCAGUUGUGGACAAAUGGGACCAUGUUUGUCUGCAGGAUCAAGCUGAUUCCUAAAAUGUUAAUCCAAUUUUUUGUUCAGGCUCAGGUUCAACUGAAUAUAUGAACCUAAGAUUGAGUUUGGACUUUGGAAAGGCACGGUGUGGAGUUUGGAAUUUUCUGUUAAAUCAGACCAGAAUUUCCAUAUAGUGUGUUUCUGGUACAAGAAUAAAUGAGUACAAUGGUAAGGUGACUGGCAAUGGGAAGGUACUGGAAUUUCCAUGAUGACCUGAUUGCUAUUAAAUAAUCCCCUUAUACAUCAUUUUCUA
This is a messenger RNA of Magnolia sinica, 2348 nucleotides long. RefSeq names its product acyl-CoA-binding domain-containing protein 4. The transcript is spliced from 14 exons. Gene Ontology annotation, molecular function: protein binding. NCBI's taxonomy places the organism in Eukaryota, Viridiplantae, Streptophyta, Magnoliopsida, Magnoliales, Magnoliaceae. The record is from RefSeq and is a predicted model, not a curated record. The coding region runs from base 331 to 1908 and encodes 525 amino acids.